CAUCACAUAAAAUUCAUAGAAUCAUAAAGAUAGGGUCUCGAUCUGUAUCUCUCUUCCCUCACUCUCUACUUUGUGGGUGCCAACGUGAGUGAGUUUGAGAAACCCCAAUGGCGGCUCUAUACGGAUCGACUACCCAUUACAAGACCAGUAACCUUUCCCUCUUUUUUCCCGCCAAAACCAUUAAUGCGGAAAGGAGAAGAGGACGAGGAGGAGGAAGAAGAAGAAGAAAAGAUGGUGUGGUGAUGCAAAAGCAAGUAGUGUCGUUCGAGGAAGGAGAGUUGGAGAGGCCGAGGUGGGCAGGGGAGACGCCUCUGUCACGGUUGGUCGGAGCGGUCAUUUCCUUCAAGCCACUCUACUCCAUACUCAAGCUUGGUGCCCGACAGGUUCUCAUCAGAACAGCUGAGAAAUCAAACAUUCCGUGGCGAGAAAUGACGAGAGAGAUUAUGGAGUCGCAAGUUUACGAGGAGAUGGAUCGCAUCCAAGACCCCUCCAUCGUUUAUCCUGACUAUUAUCUAAAACCAUUCCAUGCAUAUGAUGAGGGAAACUUUUCAUGGCUGGCUGCAGCAGAAGCAGAAGCUGCAACUAUGUCAAUGGUGAAACGAGCGAUACCUUAUGCUUCUUCCUUGGAUGAAGCAAAUCAAAUAUUGCGUGGAAAUUGGCUUCAAGAAAUUGAACAGCAUCAUUUAAAAUACUCUGGAGGUUCCAUGAUCAAAGAUAUUUUAGAUAUUGGAUGCUCUGUUGGUGUGAGCACAAGAUUUCUUGCUGACAAGUUUCCUGAAGCUAAAGCCACUGGGCUAGAUCUAUCACCUUACUUUCUCUCUGUAGCUCAAUACAAGGAAAGGGAAAGAGCCCUGCGAAAGAACCCAAUCAAAUGGUUCCAUGCAAAUGGUGAAAACACCGGCUUGCCAUCCAAAUCGUUUGAUCUUGUUUCACUUGCUUUUGUGAUCCAUGAAUGUCCUAGGAGAGCAAUAAUUGGCUUAGUAGAGGAAGCAUUCCGUCUUCUUCGGCCUGGAGGGAUCAUUGUUUUGACAGAUAACUCGCCAAAAUCAAAGAUCCUGCAGGUCAAAGAGAAGAAACCGAGUGAGUUGGAAGAUCAUGGAGGGAAAGGGGAGGAUGAGAAAACUGAAGCAAUAGAACUCGUCCUCUUUCAAGUUUCUGAAUGUUACGUUUAUUUGAUUCCACCACGGAAAAGUGCAGCUUCCUACAGGGCUGAUGAAUGGAAUGUUAACAAAUGGGUUUGGGAGGGGACAUUGAAGGUUAUUGGCAAGGGUGAGGAGUGCAUUAUCAGGCUUGAGGAUAAGACAACAGGGGAGCUGUAUGCUUGUGCAUUUCUGAGAAAUGGAGAGCCACAUCCUGUUGAACCUGUAAUCGACAGCAGUAGAUACUUCGUGCUACGAGUAGAAGAGAACAUUGGUGGUCGUCUUCGGCAUGCUUUCAUUGGUAUUGGGUUCAGAGAAAGAACACAAGCCUACGAUUUUCAAGCUGCCCUUCAUGACCAUAUGAAAUAUCUGAACAAAAAGAAGACUGCUGAGGAAAUGGAGCAGCACUACCAGCAAGCUUCUUCAGUUGAUUACAGUCUAAAAGAAGGGGAAACUCUGGUACUCCAAAUAAAGAAUCCAAAAGGAGGCCGCACUGUCAAUUCCACAUUCUUUGAGCAGGGUCUCAACAAUCUCUCAUUGGAUGAGAAAGCAAACAGAAGAGAGUCCACGAUUUGUCUCAAGCCACCACCCCCUCCUCUUGCACCACUUUCACCUGUUAAUGUUGGUCAGAGUUAUCCUGUGCCAUCAAACUUCAGUCUUGAAGGAACCAAGAAGGAUGAGGUCCUCCAUUCUUCAGAAGAUCAUCAGUCAAAAGAACCAUAUUCUCUUGAGAGCCCACAAGAUAUCCCAGAAGAUGACUUUGGGGAUUUUCAGACAGCAGUCUGAUUUUUUGUUUUUAAAGUUGCUCUUCUUCAAAAGCUUCAAUUGGUUGCAUGUUUCAAGCUAGCAGUUGACUGAGCUGGUUUUGGUUGAUGGACCUAUAAUUUGUUUUGUGAUCAUAUGCUUAUUAGCCUGGUAAAUAUUAUUUCUUUUGAAGCACUUUUAAGAUCAAAUUGUGUACAUUUUGUACUAUAGUGAAAUUGUCAUUUGAAGGCCUAGCAGCCUUUAUGGGU
Telopea speciosissima is the source of this 2152-nucleotide messenger RNA. RefSeq lists its product as uncharacterized. Gene Ontology annotation, cellular component: membrane; clathrin vesicle coat. The transcript is spliced from 15 exons. Bases 108 to 1925 code for a protein of 605 amino acids. Gene Ontology annotation, biological process: endocytosis. NCBI's taxonomy places the organism in Eukaryota, Viridiplantae, Streptophyta, Magnoliopsida, Proteales, Proteaceae. The record is from RefSeq and is a predicted model, not a curated record.